CCACUUGAUGACUCAGUUCAACUUGAUGUAGCACCAGCAAAUAUGAUGUGCGACUAUGCGAAGUACCAAGCGACAAUGGAUCUCAUCAAGGUGUAUGAGCAGAACAUGUCGACAACAAACGACUUCCAAAGUCUGGUCGUUCUUAGGUAUAAUAUGGACGUGCUCUCGUUCAUGGACGUUUGGCAGACAUGCACUCAGCAGGCAUCCAACUACCUUGUCUUGGAGACCAAGAACGUCACACUGAUGUCCAGCUCAUGUCCAUAUGAUUUCGACACGCCACAGUUCGUUCAGGACCCUUGCUGCAAUCGGUUCUACAAGUUCCGUCAGUGCUGCCUGCCUCGCAGCGUGACGCUCACCAAGUCUGUGCUCCGCGGAUUUGACUCGGACUUGAUCUCAGACCAAUGUACUAGCCCUGGCUGCACCAAGUCUGUGCUACAGGACUACUACUCAUCGGCACAGCGCUUGGACAGUGGCGAGUGCCAGCUCUCAAUGCAUAGCAUCGACCAACGCAUGGCCGAUUUGGUAGAUUUGGUCCAAAGUUGCAAAGACCAGGCCUACCAAACAAUUUGGUGCAAGAGCGAUGGAGACUGCCCUACUGGCGGCGUGUGCAGUCUAUACACACGCGCGUGCCUCACCAGCCCCCAGUCACAGGACAAGGCCUACAUCACGUGCGUGCUUGGUGGCUUGGCCAAGUCCACCAUCUACACGCUGAAGCAGCAACUGGGCGCGUCCAACCUCACAGACAGUGACCCGAUCCUCACUGACCUAGUGUACAAUCGAUACAGGAUGUUGGACUGUGUCUCACCCAUUGGAAACAACAACUACCGCACCAAAUACGUCAGGCGGCCAUUGGUUAGGCUUGGCAAGUACCCUUGCUAUGACACCCUGUGUAAAGUGCUACACAAUGCAAACCUUGAUUACAGCUCUGGACUCCUGAACCCGUGGACUAUGGCUCUACCAAUAGCGUCGACACAGGUAUGUGCGCUCUACGGAUUGUGUCCAGGCCGGGAGCAGGCAUGUCUUGCCAGCAACCCAGCCUGUGCCAACACAUGCACCAAGGGCAACUUCUGUGGCUACUGCUCAUCCCCGAACUCAUUGUGCCACGUGUUCCCAUCGCUCACCAACGCCACGACCUGCCCUGACAACCGUGUAUGUCUACUAUCCAACGGCGUGUUCAACACCACGGCAACCGAUGCUGAGUGCUCAUCGAUGGGCUCGUGCUCGACCAACUGCGGCUACAAAUGCGCUGGACCCUACACAGGCUGCUUCCAUCAAGGUGCAAAUUUCGGCAAUUGCAGCGUGAACUACACGUGGGAUCCCACAAACUCAUUGUGCACAGCGCCAAGCUUGUCGAAUCAACAAUGCACCGAUCAAGGUCUGAGCUGGGUUGAUUGUUCCACAAUGACCGAGUACGAAUGCACUGACUAUAGGGGCUCCAACCCCACCGUUCCCAUAUGCUCUGCCCAGCCCAUAGCUUGUACGACUCGCGAGCAAUGUGAGUCAGCUGGCACCUGCACCGACCUGGUCUACCUCGACACCGCGCUUGGAAGGUGCGUUCGCAAUCAUACCCAAACUGUUGAUCCCGGCCAGCCAGCCUGUCUGAAUUCGGAAACAGACUCGCCAAUGGGGUGUUAUAACCAAACAAAAGAUCAAAUUCUUACUAAGGCUCAGUGUACCUCGCUCGGCCUAACAUGGUGGACGGCAGCCACCUCCAAGGACCAGUGCCUGUCACCACUGGGAUGUCUUAUGACUGACUACUCCAACACCACCGUUGGCCAGCGACGCUUCAAUGAAAUGGGCGAGCAGCAGUGCAAUCAAUGUGGCGCCUCAGACCAGUAUCAGUGGACCAACAAAUUCGCGUGGACGCCCGCCAAGUGGCUGCCUGGCGUGAUGACCAACGCUCAAUGGUACAGCAAUGUUGGAUUCGUCCAAGGCAGCACAUACCAGGACUCAUUCUCUUUGGAUGCCUUUGCGACCAAUUUGAGCGCCAUUGUCAUGUUCAGCCAAACCAGAUCCAGUUGCCAAUUCCAGAGGGUCCAGGUCAGCGUAGACACCAUCGCCUGCAGCUGCUCCGGUCCAGGCAAUAGCCAGUGCUUCCAGUCAACGUCCGUGCCCACCCAGACGGUCCAGGUCUGUGCUUUGGAGCAACAGAAGAGUCUCUUUGCCAACGGCUACAUUACAUUCAAUUCGAAUUCAGUGGCGUCACAAUGUAUCAAUGUGAAGCUCCUGGAUGCUAGCAGACAGACCAUGGCAGCUUCACCAACACGUGUGGCACUCAGCGCAGAGUUUGUAAACUAUCUCGCACCAAUCGGCUUUGGAGUCACCAACAAGGAUGGAGCAUUCAUUGGACAGGUCAUAGGCGAUGGCGUGGGCAUCGACGGUGCAGUCUCCAACUACACACUGUGUCUGGGCGUGGACUCUGACGCCAGCAUCGAUAGAAGCUACCACGUCUACGACCUUGGCCUGCGCCAGGACAAUCUCAAUCAGUCCAACCUUCUCUUGCCAAUGGAGGUUACCACCGUUCCAGGCCAAUCAAAGGAUGGCCAGAGUUUAAUAUGCGCCACCAUCACACAGGACAUCACUGGCUACACAGUCUUCCCAAUCGCCCGUGUGAGCAACUGGAGAACUGCCAAACGCGAAUACUUCACCAAUACUCAGCGCGUACUGAUGUACAUACUGGCAACCAUGUACUGCUUGUGUGCGGUGUGGGGCUUGUUCCAGAUUGGCAUCAUCAUACUCAAGCUGGUCAAUCGCCACGAGGGCACCAAGCUGACACACGCGCUCAUCACGGCCAUCACGGCAUUCACCUUGAUCCGUGCCAUCUACUUCUACAUGCUGCCAUCUGGCACGCUCUACAGCUUCGAGGCGUCGGACUAUGUACUUGUCAUUCUGCCCACGUUCAUCUACUUCACGUCGUUCUCAUUCAUCCUGGCGCUCUGGUACAUUAUCAUCAGCUCGGACAUGCUACAGAACUACAUGAAGCGACUCAAGCGCAUCAUCAUCGUGCUCAAUGGAGUGUUGUAUAUCGCCUGCAUCAUCAUCAUCCUGGUGUUCAACUUCUCCAAGAGCACUCGAUCCUCUAGCUUCUGUGGCGGCCGUUUCCUCGAGACCCUCUCCAACUCCAAGACACAGACCAUCAUCUCGUACUUCUACGGUAUUCUUCAAGCCACCAUCUCGCUGGUCUUUGGUGUGACUUUCAUCUACUUGGGCAUCAGGAUCAACAACAUGCUGGGACACAGCAAGGAAAGGACACUGCGCACACCAUCGCGAUUCAAGGCGCUGGCGAACCGCAUGUCGGAUCGCAAGGUGCAGCUAUUCUUUGUGACGGUGACCUGCUCUUUCGGACUGAUACUGCACAGCGUGUUUGUGUUGGUGUUGGUGUCUGCUCGCUACGCCAACAUGAUAUUCAGCUUUAUCUGUCUCAUAUUGUCCGAGCUCCUGCCUGCAUUCACCAUCUUCACAGUGUACAACCAAGGCAAGGUACGCGAGUUCCUCAAGAACAGCGGUGGCAGUGGAGGAAGACCAUCACAGGCCAGCACCACCAUGUCAAGCACCGAGGCCGGCAGCAAGAUGAGGACACUCAACUCGUCUGGAUCAAUGUCCACCAUGACCCAA
This is a messenger RNA of Acytostelium subglobosum LB1, 3615 nucleotides long. RefSeq lists its product as hypothetical. The annotation marks the transcript as partial. The record is from RefSeq and is a predicted model, not a curated record. Lineage: Eukaryota; Evosea; Eumycetozoa; Acytosteliales; Acytosteliaceae. Gene Ontology annotation, biological process: chemotaxis. The transcript has a single exon.